AUGUCAGAACUUCCCAAAAGUGAAAAUCAAGAAAAACUCAUUGAUUUUAGCGAAUUAAAUAUUCUAGAGACACUUGAUGAGGGUGCAUAUGGACAAAUAUCCAAAGCAGUAUGGAGAAAUGAUAUAGUUGCUCUCAAAAAAUUAAAAUCAAGUCGAGAAGAAAAGCAUAUUAUCAAUGAGCACCCCUGA
This is a messenger RNA of Racocetra fulgida, 189 nucleotides long. The record is from the annotation of a GenBank genome assembly. Lineage: Eukaryota; Fungi; Glomeromycota; Glomeromycetes; Diversisporales; Gigasporaceae.